Messenger RNA from Papaver somniferum (opium poppy), 748 nucleotides. Its product is annotated as late embryogenesis abundant protein Lea14-A-like. Gene Ontology annotation, cellular component: cytosol. The record is from RefSeq and is a predicted model, not a curated record. The transcript has 2 exons. The coding region runs from base 114 to 608 and encodes 164 amino acids. NCBI's taxonomy places the organism in Eukaryota, Viridiplantae, Streptophyta, Magnoliopsida, Ranunculales, Papaveraceae. Gene Ontology annotation, biological process: response to desiccation.
GGUUCAAAGUUAGAUAUCAAAUUCAUUCUUCAAACCAAUCUUAUUUCUCAAACUCAAAUUCAAUUUCAACAUCAUUUUCAUUUUUCAGAGCUUGUUCAUACCAAGCAUUUCUAAUGGCAGAAUUAUUUGACAAAGCUAAGAACUUUGUAGCAGACAAAGUUGGAGCUAUCAAGAAACCAGAAGCUGAUUUAGAUGUUGAUGUCCAUAAAAUGGGUUUACAUGAAGUCACUUUAAUGGCAAACAUAUCAAUCACUAAUCCAUAUAGCCAUUCCAUUCCUAUCUGUGAAGUCAGAUACACCUUAUUCAGUGCUGGCAAGGAAAUCUUGUCCGGAACAAUGCCAGAUCCAGGUGAUAUUGAGGAGAAUGACGUGACAUUGCUCAAAGUACCGGUGAAAGUGCCGUAUAAUAUACUGAUGACUAUAGCAAAGGAUUUAGGAAGAGAUUGGGAUAUUGAUUAUGAAGUGAGAGUAGGUCUUAUUGUUGAUUUACCAAUCUUUGGUAAUAUUACGAUUCCACUAUCUAAGAAAGGAGAAAUCAAACUCCCAACUGCUUCUAGUAUUUUUGGUGGAGGAGAUGAUGAUUCAAAGGACAAGAAUGACGAUGAAUGAUCAGAGGAUAUAAAGAAAGACUGAUUUUCCUUAAUAAUUGUAUUGUUUUGGUUAUUAGUAAGGCCUGUGUUAGGUUGAAUAUUUCAGAUUUUCUGAGUACCAUGAAAUGAAUAAAAUUUGUUUAUCAUUUACUUUACCAA